AUGAGAGCAUACAUUUACGACACACAAGAUCCUGCCGAUCAAAGAGCACCUCAUGACUUGGGAAUUGCAAAGACACUUGACGAUCUCAAAAAAAUUGGUGUUCUAUAUUGGCAAAUAGAAGAUGGACCAAAUGCUAUUGAAAAAAUUGAUGAAAUUGCUAAAGAACGAAAUUACAAGAACCGCGACACUGUAAAGAAGUUUCUUGGGUACAGAAGGAUUGUAGUGUCGCCUGAUGCAAUGGGGCCCAUUUACGAAGAAAAAGUGAAAUCUUUUUUUGCCGAACAUCUUCAUGAGGAUGAGGAAAUCCGUUAUAUUCUAGAUGGUUCAGGUUACUUUGACGUACGUGAUGAACAAGAUAUUUGGAUUCGUAUUUAUAUGGAGAAAGGCGACAUGAUUAUUUUACCACCAGGAAUAUACCAUAGAUUUACUACAGACGAGAAGAACUAUAUAAAAGCGAUGCGACUGUUUAAAGAAGAUCCAUUGUGGACCCCUCUUAACCGCCCUGUUGCUGAAAAUAACGAAUAUCGCGCGGAGUAUGUAAGGAAUUAUAACAUUACCACCGUAAACUAGUUGACUGUACAAUAGGUAUCAUGUAAUUGAAGCUGAAAAAGCCAACUACUAGCAUUUGUACCCUUCAAUAAUAACAAUACUUUAUUGUUUAAUGAGAAAACUUGGUAAACCAUGCAUCUUUACUGUUUUCGCGUAUAUGUAGAGAGUUAAAAGAUGCCUUAUCAAUUCUUUGACUUCAAUUUUAUUUGGACAUCUACAGUAAUAUAAAUGCAGUUAGCGCUUUCUGUAUUGUACUGAACAUAAAAUAGUUCCCAGCAUAGCUUUUUCUUUUUUUUUUUGUUUUUUUCAUUUACCAUCAUCUUGACAAACUCUUGGU
This is a messenger RNA of Mycotypha africana, 886 nucleotides long. RefSeq names its product Acireductone dioxygenase ARD family. The record is from RefSeq and is a predicted model, not a curated record. Gene Ontology annotation, molecular function: acireductone dioxygenase [iron(II)-requiring] activity. NCBI's taxonomy places the organism in Eukaryota, Fungi, Mucoromycota, Mucoromycetes, Mucorales, Mycotyphaceae. The coding region runs from base 1 to 570 and encodes 189 amino acids. The transcript has 5 exons.